AAGACAAUGGGAAGAAAAGAUAAAGAUGGAACGUUCCAGCCGCUUAAAAUCGCCAGAAAGCUAUUCGCCUAGUAGCAACAGCAUACCUGAAGAAGACAAUUCUACGCAGGCACAUCAGUUUCAAAAGUUGCAAGAGAUGAAUAACAGUGCGGUUAUCAGUACGAGAUCAAGCUUCGAUAGCGGCUACACUGGUGGGAAUACCCAUCCAAUAGGGACCUCCACGAUUAUAGUUGAGCGUCUUCAAGCCAAUAUUCGACAGUUGGAAAAUCAAAUCAGCUUUUAUCAAACCCAACUUCAAAGCUCUUUACAAUCCCGUGAUGAACUUUCUGAAGAGAUGCUUGGUAUGACUCUAGAGAUGGACAAACUUCGGAAAGAAUGUAAAAGAAUGCAGGAUACUGAAACUCAACUUCAGAAACUACAUGAGAGAUACCAAGCGUCAUUGGAAAUGCUUGGUGAACGUACGGAGCAGGUGCAAGAGCUCAAGGCUGACAUUGCAGAUGUAAAGGAAAUGUAUCGCAGCCAAAUAAUUGAGAUGGUCCAAAAAAUUGACCAACUUAGCAAGAAAUAAUCAUCAUACUUGGUGAACAAGUUCCAAAAGGAAGAAUCUCCUCCUUGAAUUGUUUUUUUAAAAAAAAAAAGAAAAUAAAUAAAUAAUUAUACAUAUAUCUUUUAUUU
Messenger RNA from Phycomyces blakesleeanus NRRL 1555(-), 675 nucleotides. RefSeq lists its product as hypothetical. The transcript is spliced from 5 exons. The coding region runs from base 26 to 568 and encodes 180 amino acids. Lineage: Eukaryota; Fungi; Mucoromycota; Mucoromycetes; Mucorales; Phycomycetaceae. The record is from RefSeq and is a predicted model, not a curated record. Gene Ontology annotation, cellular component: endoplasmic reticulum; Golgi apparatus.